GAAAUGAACGCGUGUCUGCGUCCGUCCCUGCUUCUGGUGAUGCUGGUGUGGUUAAGCGUGACGGGACCCGGUACAGCACGGCCUCCGUGGCCUUCGGCUUCCGGAAGCGGCAACAACGACCGGUCUCAGCGUCCCCAUGGUCGGAACCAUCCCUGCCACGGAGGUCAUGGACGCGAGCAACGUGCCAGGCUACGCAAGGUCCUGCUGGGCAAUGGCACGGCCGUCUGCAAUGACGGGUCGCCCGCAGGGUACUAUAUCCGGAAAAAGCCAGGAAGCCGACGUUGGAUCCUUUUCCUGGAAGGCGGAUGGCACUGCUAUGACGAUAAAAGCUGCGCCGGACGGUGGAUGCGCACCCGCCAACUCAUGUCUUCACUACAGUGGCCAGAAAGCCGUCAAGUCAGUGGUAUACUGUCAGCAAACAGAGAAGAAAACCAAUACUGGUGGAACGCAAACCACGUGUUGGUGCCGUACUGUUCAAGCGACGCGUGGAGUGGAGCGACGAACGGAAAAACUGAAACUGGCUACGCCUUUAUGGGAUCUCUGAUACUGCAGUCUGUCGUCCGUGAAUUGCUUGACCAAGGACUUUAUGAAGGCAAACUGCUGCUACUAGCCGGAAGCAGUGCUGGGGGUGCAGGUGUUUUGCUGAACGUGGACAGGAUCGCCGAUUUGCUGGCCUCGCUUCAUUCUAAAGUCAAAGUGCGCGGCGUGGUGGACUCAGGAUGGUUCCUUGACAACGAGCCUUUUGAAGCAAGAGAAUGCCUGGAACCUUACUCAUGCGCACCCGUCGAAACUAUCAAGCGCGGCAUUCGGUUGUGGAACGGUCAAGUUCCAGACCGCUGCAAGCCGCUCUACUCUGAUUAUGAACAAUGGAGGUGUUAUUUUGGCUACAGAAUAUACCCGACGUUGAAAGCACCAACAUUUGUGUUUCAGUGGGUGUUCGACGAAGCGCAGAUGGUUGUCAACAAUGUCGCUGCCCCUUCAAGCAAGGCCCAUUGGGACUACAUUCACGCCCUGGGCAGCAAGCUUCGUAGCACACUCAUGAACGUGACGUAA
This is a messenger RNA of Rhipicephalus sanguineus (brown dog tick), 1053 nucleotides long. RefSeq names its product palmitoleoyl-protein carboxylesterase NOTUM (gene Notum). The record is from RefSeq and is a predicted model, not a curated record. NCBI's taxonomy places the organism in Eukaryota, Metazoa, Arthropoda, Arachnida, Ixodida, Ixodidae. Gene Ontology annotation, molecular function: hydrolase activity. The transcript is spliced from 9 exons. The coding region runs from base 4 to 1053 and encodes 349 amino acids.